UGGCGCCCGGGGCCCGGGCGGGGAUGUGGGCACCCGCGGCUCGGGGGAGCGGCUCCCCCGCCCAGAAGCAGAGUUGUCGCUGCGGUCGCCGAGGAAGGAGGACGGAGCCGAGGCCCGCGCUGUCCGGAGAGAAGACAGUGGUCUCAUCCCGUCGGGAAUGAAGGGAUAUACGGUGGCCGUUUGCUCGCCCGGACCCCACGAAGUACAGCAGAUGGUCCGUGAACAGUACACUACAACCACAGAAGGCACCCACAUACAGAGGCCAGAGAACCAGUGUGUCUACAAAAUUGGCAUUUAUGGCUGGAGAAAGCGUUGCCUCUACUUAUUCGUUCUUCUUUUACUCAUCAUCCUCCUCGUGAAUUUUGCUCUCACAAUUUGGAUUCUUAAAGUGAUGUGGUUUUCCCCAACGGGAAUGGGUCACUUGCGUGUUACAAAAGAUGGUCUUCGCCUAGAAGGAGAAUCAGAAUUUUUAUUCCCAUUGUAUGCCAAGGAAAUACACUCCAGAGUGGACUCAUCUCUGCUUCUGCAGUCAACUCAGAAUGUGACUGUCAACGCACGCAACUCUGAAGGAGAGGUCACAGGCAGAUUAAAAGUGGGUCCCAAAAUGGUAGAGGUCCAGAGUCAACAGUUUCAGAUCAACUCCAAGGAUGGCAAGCCACUGUUUACUGUCGAUGAAAAGGAAGUCGUGGUUGGUACAGAUAAACUUCGAGUAACUGGGCCUGAAGGUGCACUUUUUGAACAUUCAGUGGAGACCCCCCUCGUAAGAGCUGACCCAUUUCAGGACCUGAGGUUAGAAUCCCCCACACGGAGUCUAAGCAUGGAUGCCCCAAAGGGUGUUCAUAUUAAAGCUCAUGCUGGGAAAAUUGAGGCUCUUUCUCAAAUGGAUAUCAUUUUUCAAAGUAGUGAUGGAAUGCUUGUGCUUGAUGCUGAAACUGUGUGUUUACCCAAGUUGGUUCAGGGGACUCGGGGUGCCGCCGGCAGCUCACAAAGACUCUAUGAAAUCUGUGUGUGUCCAGAUGGGAAGCUUUAUCUGUCCGUGGCUGGUGUGGGUACCACGUGCCACGAAAACAGUCACAUCUGUCUCUAAACCACCUGCAUCUUCCACAGAGCACCUGCCUCAUUUCAUUGAGGUUUACCGACCUCAAGCCUUCACACCAAGCAACUUGACAUCCUGGUGGACGGUGGAUGGGAAGUAGGAGGGCACACUUUCAAAAGGAACUCAGAAAAAUGUACCAGUGAAGGUGUUCUGAUGAAAAUCCAUGAUCUCAGAAUGGUGUGCACGUAUUAGACAAAAAAGUCUAGCGAUAGCAACAGCAACAAAAAAAAGUCUUUAUUCCAAGGUUUAUUUUCAUCAAAGCCAUUGUGACUUUUCUUUUUCUUUCUUGUGGAUAAUCAAUCUACAAUGGAAUAUUGAAUUGCUGUGUGGAAUUAAUUUAUGCUAUUCAACUGUGACUAUCUAACUCCCCAUAAAAGUAGCAUUGGUCAAUACUAAAAUGCCCCCAAAGUUCUAUGUGGUGUUCCCACUAUAUCACUCUAACCCACAAGUUCUCUCAUUUUAAUGCAAAGUGUAUCAGAUUUCACAAGAAAUCUUCAGGUUUUGAGGGGACUUGGGUUGAUCUGAUUUUCAGUAUGUUGUCAAAGGAAUAAAUUAUACAAAAUUAAUCAUGUUUCCUUUAUAUACAGUUAUAAGCAAUAAAAAUCAACCUACAUUUUU
Callorhinus ursinus (northern fur seal) is the source of this 1714-nucleotide messenger RNA. RefSeq names its product sarcoglycan gamma (gene SGCG). Gene Ontology annotation, biological process: cardiac muscle tissue development; heart contraction. Gene Ontology annotation, cellular component: sarcoglycan complex; sarcolemma. The record is from RefSeq and is a predicted model, not a curated record. Lineage: Eukaryota; Metazoa; Chordata; Mammalia; Carnivora; Otariidae.